AUGAAUGAACAAAUUUCGCGUAAACUAUGGGUGUUAAAAUUUUGUUUAAAAGUUGUAUAUCCAAAGUACAACUGCUACUACUUCCUCGUCUUCCUCGCAAUAAAGUAUAGAAUUUGGUGCCAAAGGAGGAGUUCUAAUCGACAAAAUAUGGAUGUGUUUGAAGUGAAACCUAUUCCAUUACACAUUAUAAAAUCACUUAUAAAAGAACGACUUGAAGAAAACUUACCAGUCCUUUUAAAUAAAUGCAUAGUUAUUUCUAAAGAACAGUUUAUCCAACUUGGCAGUGAAAAUUUAUUCUACUUGGACAAUGGAGUACUUUGGGUUGCAUUAAAGUUAACUCCAGAUGAGAAAAGAAAACACAAAGAAAAACAAAGUGACAAUAAAGCAAUACAACUGAGUCUUCACUUUAUGACGUCAGAGAUACACAAGAAGCUGUGGACAGAUGCUGCACAGAACAGUGUAGACAAUGUGAGAAUAGUACCGAUAGUUGGGUCUAAACAUAUCUCAGAGAAUAUUGCAUUUACUAAUGAAAAUGAGCUCUACAACAUCACUUCAUGUUUUGGUAUAAACAUGUGCAAAGACAUCAGUGUGACAUUCCACCCACUGCCCAACUUGGACAGCUCACCCAAAAUAGCAGCAGCUGCUGAAGUGAGCCUCAUAGUGAAUGACUAUGACUUAGCCAAUGACUUUAUCAAAGAGGUUUUAAGUAACUAUUUUGAAACACCAAAGUUAGUCAGCACUAAUGAUAUAUUUAGCAUAGAACUCACACCUGAUAUGACUGCAAAAUAUCAUUAUAAGUAUUUAGACUUAGUGCAAUCUACUGGAAAGCUCUAUUUUAAAUGCAAAAAGUUAUGUAGUGACCUUUCCAAUACUAGUAAUGAAUAUAAGGACAAAAUAGUUCAAGCAUACUUCAUAGUUAAAGGUGUAACUCAGCUUACUCUAGGAGAAAAUGUGCACAGUCUUAAGCCAAAGGAUGAAUACUUCAAACCACAGCAAGAUAAGAAUCAGAAAAAUAUCCUACAUCUCUGCCCGACGGGGCUGAGACAAAAGUUUGAACAGAUGCAAGAAACAAUCCACCCAUUUUUAAGUGGAGAAAUGAAUGACCUCUUAUCAUCAAUGUCAACCCCUAUCAUUCCCAUGCUACUUCUGACUGGAUCUACAGGAUCUGGCAGACAUCUCCUCAUCAAGAUAUUAGCUAAAUACAAUGGUAUGAAUGCCCUGCCAAUAGACUGCAAUGCUCUUCAGAGUUCCACUGCCAAACAAACAGAGAGCAAAAUCAAUUCCACAGUUCAGAAGGCGAAAGCUGCAGCUCCUAUUAUUGUGGUGUUGGAUAACUUUGAGGUAUUUGCUGUAGACCCAGAAAACAAUGAAGACUGUAGAGUUUUAGAAUACUUCAUGAACACUAUCACUGACCUAUACCAAAACUACACGAAGCACCCAAUCAUAUUCAUUGCGGUCACUGAGAGACAGGACCUGAAGCCAAAUGUAUUAAGAAUGUUCCUAGACAAGUUUCAUAUUCCUAGACUUAAUGUGCAGCAAAGAUAUGAAAUGUUGGAGUGGUUUGCGACUGUGAUGCAGCUAAACAUUGAUGGAGAAGAUCAGUUAUCUCCAGACCAGAUAACCACUGAUAAAGAAAUAGUCAGCCUAAGUAAAUCUGCAAGAGAUGUCUUGCAAAGGGUAGCGGCGAAAACUGAAACCUUCCUAUAUGGGGAUUUGGAUACUCUACUUCACUUUGCGAUUCGGGAGUCUUAUUUAAAACAGCAUAACAGCUACAAUCAGUUGCCGCCGGAACCUGAUUUGCAUUUAGUACAUGAGGAAGAUUUCAAUUCAGCAUUGGAGUCCAUAAGAAGUCUACAAAGUCAACAUUUGGAUGCGCCCAAAAUCCCGAAAGUAUACUGGGAAGAUAUUGGCGGGCUCGACACUCUGAAGAAAGAAUUGUUGAAAACUAUAGAAUUUCCUAUUAAAUAUCCACAUCUAUUUAAAAAUAACAGUUUGAAGAGAUCAGGUAUACUACUCUACGGACCCCCAGGCUGCGGUAAGACGCUGGUGGCUAAAGCAGUGAGCACAGAACUGAAUGUCAGCUUCAUGAGUGUUAAAGGACCUGAACUACUUAACAUGUACAUCGGACAGUCUGAGGAAAACGUUAGGAAAGUAUUCGAAGCGGCGCGUGCUUCAUCACCGUGUAUAGUGUUCCUGGACGAGUUGGAUGCACUGGCGCCGCGGCGAGGGGCAGCCGGCGACUCCGGGGGCGCCAGCGACCGCGUAGUCAGCCAAUUGCUAGCUGAACUUGAUGGCGUUAGCAGUGGAGAAGACGCAGACACAUCGAGUUUCGUAUUCAUAAUGGGGGCGACUAAUCGGCCUGACUUGUUGGAACAAUCGUUGCUUCGUCCCGGUCGUCUCGACAAACUCAUCUACGUUGGCCCUUAUCGCGGUCUACAUGAGAAAACCUGCGUACUCCAGGCACUUUGUAGAAAUUACAAAUUACGUGAUGAGGUGGAUUUGGAGUCGGUAGCAGCCGCUUUACCGGACAGUUGCACAGGCGCUGAUCUAUUACAAGUAGUAUCUACGGCCAGAUCUGCGGCUGUACGCGCCCUUGUUGCCAAACUGCACGCUGGUGCCGUAAAAGAAUCAGAACUAAGCCCCGACUCUGUCAUCCUGGGAGUUUCAGAAAUGUUGCACGGAGUAGAAUCAUUCCGGUCAUCAGUCACUGACGAAGAGUUAGCAUAUUACGAAUCACUGAAGUCACAAAUGUAA
Molecule: messenger RNA, 2754 nt
Organism: Spodoptera littoralis (African cotton leafworm)
Lineage: Eukaryota; Metazoa; Arthropoda; Insecta; Lepidoptera; Noctuidae
Source: the annotation of a GenBank genome assembly